CCAGCGGACCGAAGAAUUCGAGCAGGUCACCAUGGAAACCUAAUGUUAGCGACGUUAAAGCUGGACGGCUGUUUAAAGUCUUACCUGCCAUUAAACAGCGCUGAAAGACGGAAACACGAAGAGUUUGCCGUGAUGGAGUUUCCUCAGCAUUCCCAGCAGCUGCUGUCCGCCCUGCGGUCUCAGCGCCAGCGGGGCUUCCUCUGUGACUGCACCGUCCUGGUGGGCUCAUCCCGUUUCCUGGCUCACCGGGCUGUUUUGGCCUCCUGCUCGCCUUUCUUCCAUAUGUUCUACUCAGAUUCUCCAGGAGGAAACAGCACCAGCUGCUCUGUCACACUCGACAGUGACAUUGUCACAUCAGCUGCAUUUGGCUUGCUCUUGGACUUUGUCUAUGAAGGAGUGCUGCAGCUUGAAGAGUCACCUCCAGUGGAGGACGUAUUGGCAGCUGCAAGCUUUCUACACAUGAAUGAGGUGGUAAGAGUUUGCAAGAGACGGCUGCAGAGACGAGGGCCUCUGGCUGAGGCAGACAGCACACGCUCUGAAGAGAGUGCUGGUUCGAGGAAGGAAAUAGAGACACGGAGGGAGGAUGAGGGUGACCGUGGAGCAGAGCCCAUGGUGGCCAUGGCAUCAGAUCACUCAAAUCCAGUCACCAUAGCUGCACCACUGUUAUCAGCAUCCAUGGUGGCAGAGAGGAGCCAUGUGGAGACUGUGAAGUCUGAACAAAGGACUGGUGGGGGGUCAUCAGAGGCACGAGUUCAGACUCCUUUGAGCCCCGAUCUCGCCGAUACCACCCAGCCAGGCAUGGAUGGCCCUCCUCUGCCCCCAGGUGGAGAGCUGGUGCAAGGCUUCAUCACAGGCCAGUCUGCCCCUGCUCCUGGAGGUCACAUCAGGAUGGGGGCUGUGCAUCAGGGAGAAGGCACCGCACUCUGUAGUCCUUGUAGCACCACUGAGACAUGCAGCAGUAACCAGCAGCCUUCCUCCUCGUCCUCUUCUUCUCUGGUCCCAGUGAGCCAGGCUGCUGGUCGCUCACUGGUUGCUGUUCACCAGUCAGAAUCCAGUGCACAUCCUGAUGAACCGCAAUUCCCACGCAAUGGCUCUUUAGGGGAACCCUCAGUGACUGAUGACAGAAGUACAUUAGGCAAAAGACAGCAGAUGGUUAUGUUGAUCCAAGCAUCAGCUCUGACUUCACGUUUACAAUUAAGCGCACCAAAGACGCUGUCCCUGCGUGCGCCUCCACAGAUCCGAAUUCAGAGUGCCGUAUCGCUCCAAACCCAGAACUCAGAAUCCCUCGCUGCUGCUCCUCCUCCUCAGAGACAAAUGCUUAAAGGACCUGAGGGGGGCACUGGAGCUUCAUUUAAUACUAAAAAUCACCCUCUAAUGGGGACAGAUAGGAGAGGCAGUGAUGGAGAGAAUGUGAAAGUCAAAGUGGAGGCCAUUGUUAUAUCAGAUGAAGAGCUGGAGGAGGAGAAAGAGGAAAGCAGAGAGAGAGAACCCGUGAUGGAAGUUGAUGAUGACUUUGAAGAUGACAUCCAGGAAGAAGAUCUGAACAGCCCUCAGUUUCUCUCUUCUCACCCACAGGGCUUCUUACAAUUGACCUCCCAAACAAAUGAUUACUCCUUCCCCCUCUCUCCCUCCUCCUCCUCCUCUGGGGCUGGACCUUCCUCCCAGGAUGCUUCCUCCUUCACUGGAUCCCUCAUUCCUCCAUCCACAUCUCAGCAGCACUCUGACCCUGUUGCAUACUUCCAGGAGCUCCAGGACUCUGUAGGAAACUUCGUAGAGGACGUACCAACGUGUGGUGUCUGUGGAAAAACUUUCUCGUGCACCUACACCCUGAGACGCCACGCCAUCGUGCACACACGGGAGCGGCCGUAUGAGUGUCGCUACUGCUACCGAAGCUACACACAAUCGGGCGAUCUGUACCGACACAUUCGCAAAGCGCAUGACCACACGCUGCCAGCCAAACGCAGCAAAGCAGACACAGAGUCCUCUCUGCCAGCGCAGCCACCACCACCACCUCCUCCACCUCCUCCACCUCUUAGCUAACACAGACACCUUUCGCUUCCACAACAAAAUGUACAGUAUGUACAUUUUCUCAAAGACUCCAUACUGUUUGGUAUGUAAUCUGGACCAACCACCUUUCCUCUCUUUAUUCUCUUCAUAGCUGCCUUCACUUCCUCCUUACUAAUCCUCUGCAUUUCCUGAUUCACUAUCUUUUGUCUGUCCUCUUCUCUGAUUUUUUUAAUUCAUCAGCUCCUUAAAGUACUCCUUCCAUCUGCUCACCACACGUUUCAUUUAUCAGUAUGUUUCCAUCUCUCUUUGUCCUUAAUCACUCUAAAGCUGAGUUUGUGGUCCAACAAAGAGAGCGUGUUUGCUGUCCGCUGGCAGUUUGGGGGUUGCCCGUAUACCUGCAGAGAGCUCCGUUGUCAUAUGGAGGCAAUGUACAAAGUAUGUGGUGCAACUGGUCUGUGAGCCACUGUGCUGUUGUUGAUCCGUCAGCAUACAUACAGCAUAUAUAACAUACAAAAGAGCUGAAGUAAAGCAGAGUGUUAAAACUGUAAAAAGUUGUCAACUGCAGCCACUGCCUGUUCUGUAUUUUUCACCCUGAAUGGAAAGAUGUACGCAGACAAACACAUUUUUGGGACCAGAAAUUAGCCUGCUGCACAUAUUUUCCAAUCUCUAAUCAUCCAAUCAAUCUCUGUCUAGCUAAUUAUUUCCUCAAUUUAUGAACUUUUAUUUCAGGUAAUCCUAGACGUAUAACCUGUUUUGCCCCAGAAGGUUGGUUCUGUUCAUCUGGAUGUAGCAUUUUCAAUGGGAGAAUCAUUUUGUCACUCACCCAAUAUCUUCUUCAGUCUCAGCUGACUGCAGGUUUCGCCAACCUUAUAAACAGUACAUUGUACAUUGCACAAUAACAGAACAAGCUCACUGAAUGAACAAUGGGUUGUGAGGUCAGUUCCUUGAUCAUUAAUAUGCAAAUUGUCCUGACCAUUGAUCAACAACCACUGAUCAAAGACCACUGAUCAAUGGCCACGAGUACCGUUC
Messenger RNA from Oreochromis aureus, 3036 nucleotides. RefSeq names its product zinc finger and BTB domain containing 3 (gene zbtb3). Gene Ontology annotation, molecular function: DNA-binding transcription factor activity, RNA polymerase II-specific; protein binding; RNA polymerase II cis-regulatory region sequence-specific DNA binding. Gene Ontology annotation, cellular component: nucleus. The coding region runs from base 43 to 2040 and encodes 665 amino acids. NCBI's taxonomy places the organism in Eukaryota, Metazoa, Chordata, Actinopteri, Cichliformes, Cichlidae. The transcript is spliced from 3 exons. Gene Ontology annotation, biological process: regulation of transcription by RNA polymerase II. The record is from RefSeq and is a predicted model, not a curated record.